CAGCCGGUGUGUCAAGUCCUCUGGCCGCCCUAGGCGGUGUCUGCCGUGUGCGCGGCUCGCCCGCGGCUCCAGAGUCCUCCCCGCGGCCUCCCUCCUCGGUUUGCGCGGCUGCCCAGGCUCCGCGAGGCACCCCGGACCUUGCGCCCGCGACUCUCUCGGCGCCCGACGGGGCCGCCUCGGGCCAUGGUGCCGUCCCAGGAGGAGCCCGCCGCCGAGCGGGAGGCGAACGAGGCGCAGCCGCCGGGGCCCGCGGCCUCGGAUGACGCUCCGCUACCCGGCCCGGGACCCUCGGAUGUCUCCGACGUGGCGGCAGAGAAAGUGGAGGUGGAGCUGACGAGGUCAACGGGCAACGAGCCCCCCGUGCCCCCCGAGGGCGGCUGGGGCUGGCUGGUGAUGCUGGCGGCCAUGUGGUGCAACGGGUCGGUUUUUGGCAUCCAGAACGCCUACGGGGUACUCUUCGUGUCCAUGCUGGAGCAAUUCGGGGCCAAGGACGAUGACAACAUGGCCUUCAAGACAGCCUGGGUCGGCUCGCUGUCCAUGGGCAUGAUCUUCUUCUGCUGCCCCAUAGUGAGCGUCUUCACAGACCUGUUUGGCUGCCGCAGAACAGCUGUCGUGGGUGCCGCUGUGGGCUUCAUUGGCCUCAUGUCCAGUUCUUUUGUAAGCUCCAUCGAGCCCCUGUACCUCACCUAUGGAAUCAUCUUUGCCUGUGGCUGCUCCUUUGCCUACCAGCCGUCACUGGUCAUUUUGGGACACUACUUCAAGAAGCGCCUGGGCCUAGUCAACGGCAUCGUCACGGCCGGCAGCAGCGUCUUCACCAUCCUGCUCCCUUUGCUGUUAGGGAACCUGACCAGCACCGUGGGCCUCUUUCACACACUGCGGAUCCUCUGCGUCUUCAUGUUCGUUCUCUUUCUGGCUGGCUUUACUUACCGACCUCUUGUUCCCAGCACCAAAGAGAAAGAGAGUGGUGGCAGCAGAAGCUCCUUCUUUUCCCGGAGAAAGCUUAGUCCUCCAAAAAAAAUCUUCAACUUUGCCCUCUUCAAGGAGACAGCCUAUGCAGUGUGGGCUGCUGGGAUACCGCUUGCACUUUUUGGAUACUUUGUGCCUUAUGUUCACUUGAUGAACCACGUAAAGAAAAGGUUUCAAGAUGUAAGCAACAAGGAGGUGCUGUUCAUGUGCAUUGGCGUCACUUCGGGAGUUGGACGGCUUCUCUUUGGCCGAGUCGCAGACUAUUUGCCCGGUGUGAAGAAGGUCUACCUGCAGGUUCUCUCCUUCUUCUUCAUUGGCCUGAUGUCCAUGAUGAUUCCCCUGUGCAGCGUCUUCGGAGCCCUCAUUGCUGUCUGCCUCAUCAUGGGUCUCUUUGACGGAUGCUUCAUUUCCAUCAUGGCACCCAUUGCCUUUGAAUUAGUUGGUCCUCAAGAUGCUUCCCAGGCAAUUGGAUUCCUACUUGGAUUCAUGUCUAUACCCAUGACUGUAGGUCCUCCUGUUGCAGGGUUACUUCAUGACAAGCUGGGCUCCUACGAUGUGGCCUUUUACCUUGCGGGAAUCCCUCCCUUCAUUGGGGGUGUUGUGCUCUGUUUAAUCCCGUGGAUCCAUAGCAAGAAGCAAAGGGAGAUGAGUAAAAACGCCGGAGGGGAGAAGAUGGAGAAGAUGCUGGAGAACCAGAACUCUCUACUCUCAGGCUCGUCCGGAAUCUUCAAAAAAGAAUCUGACUCUAUUAUUUAAUGCCAUAUAUACCUCCACUGACUGGAUUUGCUUUUGAAUUUUAAGCCAGUUUUCCUUUUAUAUGAAUUACAGAUUUCUUAUUUUUUUAAUCAUCCUUGGAAUAGCACAAAUGGGACAUGAAACCUUUAUUACUACAAGAACCAUUUUCUCUCCCCAAACAGCUUUGAUAUUUCCACGAAUCAGGGGGAAGAGAGUCUGUUACAGGCAAGCAUGUCUGGAAAUCAAAAUCGAGCAUUCAAAGCUAUCAGUGAGGAGCAGCCGUGGAAGCCUGGGCCGCUGUCGGGGGCUGUGAGCCGCAGCGUGCCUGGAGCUGCGCUGGGCGGGUCGCUCACACUGGAAGCACGUUGUUGCUUCACUUGGUGUCUUUACUUCCAGUCACUUUCUCCUUCAUUUUGGAACUUUUUGCAAAAUUUAAGCCCGGAUCCUAGAUAAUAAGAGGCCAACCGAAACCUCGAGUCUGGAAAUGAUUUAAGCUAUGAAAUUAGGAGCCGCUUGCGCGCUGCCGUCAAGGAGCCUCCCGGGAGCAGAUGCUGGUGCCGCCACCGGAUGGGAGCUGGGAGGGGUCUGUGGAGGCAGCCGGCAGGUGUUUCUUCCACUAACCUUUGUUCCCUUUCGUUUGUAGUGUGCUUUACUCCAGUAGCCACAAACACCCCAAAUUUCUGAUUUUGUAUAAACAAUAAAGUGAAGUAGAAUGUAUAAAAGAUACCCUGGCGACUUUAACAGAGUUUUUCUGACUUCCGGGUUUGUUAGCACUGUGUUCACCUGCUUUGUUGAGCGUGUUAUCAGCUGGAGGAGUGGACACAGAUUGGAGGGUCUAUCCAUUAGAGAAAUGUCUGACAGAAAUAACUGCUUAAACGGACUUGUAGAACUAGUGAUUUUAAAAUGUUAAAUACAUUUGUAAAAAGCCAAUUCUUAAAUUUUCUAAAUUUUUAAAGCAAAACUUUACAUUUGUAUGUACAGUCUUGUGAUACACUGAGGAGCCUGGUGGUGGGUCCUUUCCCUAUCUGCCUGCUAUGGAGUUUCCUUACGCAGACUGAGAGACUCCAUUGAACCAAGAGGUACAAUCUUUCCAUAAAGUAUGGAGUAUACUCCUCGUCUUUGACCGGAAAAUUAAUGUGAUAUUUAUCUGCACUAGCUUAUUAAUUCCCUCCAUUGUCCCCCAUGUGUGUCCCAACUGUAGAAAGCAAGCUACAAGCUUUGAGGACCUAAAAUUAAAACCAAAGUUGGGCUGUGAGCCAUUACUCAUUUAUUAAAACAGGAACACACUCUUAUUAUCUUUGAAAUUAUAUGUUAGACUUUAAAGGUUAAAAUGCAAAGUAUACUUAAAUCAUUAGCCUAGAUGACCGUUAGUCAGAGUUGAAUGUAACUUGCUUGUUCGUGUGAGAAGGAUGUUAUCUUUCCCUAAGCAUUUCCAGGAUCCUUCUGUUACUAAGUUAUCUGGAAGGUGAAACUUAAUUGUGUUAUCUCACUACUCAGUAUUCCCUUUCUCCAUCUGUCGGAUGGGCCACCUGGAGAGAAUACAGACCUGUUCUUGUUGAGAGAGAGGGAAGAGGGGCUAGGAGUUGAAAUGAAAGCUGGAAGCUUUCCCUCUUAAUUACAGCUCUCUUACCUAUUGUCUUGCAAGAGCUCACAGCCUAAAUGUUAAGUGUAGAAGUUAUUUUAAUGGGUUUGAAUAAUUAUAAUUUAUUUAUUAUUUAUUUAUUGUGAGGUGGAGUCUAAGGGGAUCUGACUAGUCUUCAUCUCCAGUCUGUUGCUUCAGACCUGUGUUGGGAUGCUGGGGUGUUCUGCUGUGUGUCGAUAAUUUUGCUUUUGAAGACCCAAGCUGGCAUGGAACUCACUAUGCAGCCCAGGCUAGCCUCAAACUCACAAAGCUCUUUUAGGUGUUUUGAAACAGGCUUGCUGUGUGGCCCAGCAAGGAGUUGGAACUUGAGAUUCUCCUGCUUCAGCUUGCUACGGGGAGGAGUCACAGGAGUGUGCAGCCAUACCCGGCUUCAACCUGCUGCCGACAGUUGCUUUCCUGUUUUAAAUUGACGAGGGGUCUUCGGCAAUUUGCUUGCAUAAGUUCUUUCAGGAGGGAAAAUAUUUUAACCACAUUGGCCUUUCUUGUUCUUUUCUUUCUUGUCUUAGAUAAGGUUUUACUAAGUAGCCUGGCAGGCCUAGAGCUUCCAAAGACAUGCCAGCCUCAGCCUCCCGAGUGCUGGGGUUACAGGUGCACCACCAUGCAGGCUGUCUCCCGUGGGCUUCCAUUAAGCACCGAGAGAACAGUUGGAGUGUGAUAGCACAGUCAUUAUCAAGCCUUUCACUAGUGACUUCCCUGUUAUUCGUUUAUGUCACACCUCAGUUGCCUGAGACACUUCAUCAUUGUUAGUGCUUUCAAAAGCUAAGGCGCCAGAGAGCUGGCUCAGUAGGUAAGAACAGGACAGCUCUUAGUGAGGACCCGAGUUCAGUUUCCAGCAGUCACAUGGUGGCUCUCAACUGCCUGUAACUCCAGUUCCAGGACAUCCCAAUGCCGUCUUCUGAGCUCCUGCAUGCACACAGCACACGGCACUCGCAGGCAUAUAUACACACACACACGUAAAAAUAAAUAUUUAAAAGUUAAUUAAAAAUAUACAACUAAGAUAAACAGUCCUGCCGUUAGAAAACAUUAGAGCAAGGUUUAUUGUUUGGGGGCAGCUACAGAGCAGUGUCAGAGCCUGAUCAAGGGUGGCUCUCUAAUUAAGCUGUGUCCUCACCUUGGGGUUAAUACAGAUGUUGUUCUGCCUCUGAUCUUACAGAAAAAGUAGCUCUAAAAUGGAAAGCUUAUUCUCUAAAGAAUUAUAUGUACAGCAGGCUAGCCUGGAGUUUAUAAUCCUCCUGUCUCUACUCCUUAGAUGGUUUCUGUUAUUGUUGCUUGUUUGCUAUUUGUUUUUGAGACUGGGUCCCUAUGUAGCCUUGGCUGUCCUAGAACUCAUUUUAUAGAUCAGGCUGACCUCUCUCACAGAGAUCACCUGCCUCUGACUCUGCCUCCCCACUGCUGGUUUCAAUGCUGUGCACUACAGUUCCUGGUCUCUGUCUCCCUGAGUGCUGAGUUACAGGGACAGAGGUUAAUACGGGAGAGGUGCUGUUUCCAGAGAACAGGGAACACAUGACAUGACAUGAGGUUUAUUCUACAGAAUGCUUUUACCAAGUCUAACAGCAGCCUGCGUGCUAACCCAGAAGUACCCAACCUCAAUUGUGAUGUUUUAAAAUAAAUCUAAUUAUAGGUACCCUUCUGUUUCAGUGGGUUCUGGAAGAAGAGUGUUUCAGCAUGAGAAUCAGGAAGCAGCUUGGACAUGAUAGGGACUCUCAGCAUAAAAUAAUGUCGAGAAACCAUGUUAGAUCCGAGAAACCACGGGGAGCCUGGGAAAGGUUCUGCAGUGUGUAACAUUUGUCUGCAUAUCAGUAACUAUAGACAGCUUAAGUUAUUCAUCAAGGUUUAUUUUACUCAUGUAUUUGUGCGGUUCCCACGGAGGCCAGAAUGGGGAACCAUGUACAUCCCUUGCAGUUACUGGUAUUCGUGAGCGGCUUGAUGUGGGUGCUGGGAUCUGAACUCCAGUCCUCUAGCUGAAUAGUGAAUGCUUUUCCCCCACUUGGAGACAGGGUCUCCCUAUGUAGCCCUGGCUGGCCUAGAAAUAACUGUGUAGACCAGGCUGGCCUCUUGCUCAAAAUAGCUGUUUGCUUCUGUCUUCCUUGAGCUGGGAUUUCAGUAAGGUGUAUACCACCACACCUAGCUGCUGUAAGCACUCUUAACUGAGCCACCUCCCAACCCCAUAAGUGUUUAGAUCUCUGUGAGCACAAAGCGUUUCUACUAAGCUCUUCCCUACUAGGUGAAGGUGAUUUUCAUAAUAUAGUCUGCACUAUAAUAUUCUCUUAAGGACCUAGGAUUUGUUAUUUUAACAAUAUAACAAUAUUUUGACCCCACACAAUUCAGGUGCCUCUAAAAAUCGGAUCAAGGUUGCUAUUAAGCUUCAUAUCCCUUUCAGAAUAUUUUUUUUAAUUGUAAAAGAUUUAUUUUUGUGUGUAUGGGUGUUUUGUGUGCAUGGGUAUGUAUACACAUGCAUGCAGUGCCUACAGAGGCCAGGAGGGGGCCUCAUACCCACCAGUACUACUGGAGCUGCAGGGGCUGUGAGCUACCCUGUGAGUGCUGGGAACAGAACUCUGGUCCUUUGUAAGGACAGUGUAACUGUUCAGUGCCUCUCCAACCCUCAAAGACUUUUUUUAUUUUUAAAUAUAUGUAACACAAUGGGUAUUGUGUAUAACCAACAAAACCAUACACGUAUUUUGUAUAUCUGAGAAAUUUUGCCUAUGAAGUUAUUACUGAGUUCAAACACAUGGAAGUAUCUGAUUGUUGUUAACACUUAAUGAUUUAAGUUUUGUUUAUAAAAAAAUGGUCAUCAAAUCCAACCUUUGGAAUGAACAUGGUCCCCCAACAGAAUAGCUUUAAAGAAAAAGUCCCUUCUCAGUAUAGCUAGCACAUAGUAGGAUGUUUAAAAUUACUCAUGGGUUGAGGAUAUGACAUACUGGUAGGGUGCUCUCCCCACGGGGCCACAGCCCCUAGACUCACUUCAAGAGGUGAAAAUGGACAACAGCGGGAAGGGCGUACAGAAGCUUUGAAUUGGAUUAGAUCAAGGAGAUAUUUUGAACAUUUGAGCUAUUUAAUUGUUUUUCAGUCAGAUUUUGGAAGUAUUGGUCUUAAAAUUUGGAUGAGUUACUUGUUAAGUUUUGUUUUGUUUUGAAAUUUGAAAAAUGAAUUCAUUGGAAGAAUCACUGUCCGUCUUUUAGAUUUGACACAGUCUAAAACUGCUGUGAGUGACAGUGUCAGUCUCCUGUCAGGUCCUCUCAGCAUCAUGCUGUGACAGCAUCAGACUCCCCUCCCCCCAAAGCAAAACAGGACAAUGCCACCAAGAAGCACAAGUCCCAGUCCUUGAGAUCCAGAUACCUGGAGGUCACGGGAAAAGGAGUGUGUGUGUGUGUGUGUGUGUGUGUGUGUGUGUGUGGCUUAGGUCAGUCCUGCUUUCCUUCACAGACUUAGCCUUGGCCAUUUUAUAAGAAUGAGAAAAUACAGCCGCUGCUGCCUUUCUAGAGAGCCGUGCACUCGGGCGCUGAGGGUGCUGGGUUCACUGAGCUAUGGGGCCUCUCUGAUGGUGGUGUACAGGUCCUUGAGCAGUGCUUCUGGCGAGUGGUUAGAGCAUCAAAUAACGGAAGGCCAUAGAGGUGGCUCACCACACCAAACACCUGUAUAUUUCACAAGUUCAAACUCUGUUAGCAAAACCUAAUAUUCCAAAUAUACCUCGUGCUCCAGGCGUGAGCGCCCUCAUUCCUUCCCUCCUUCCCUCCCUCCCCCUCCUCCUUCUCGCUCUCUCUCACUCUCUCCUGCAGAAGGUGCCAGCUUACCCCAUAGCUGUAUAAAUAUAGCUGACUGUGAAAAGACCAUGCUGGGUUUGACCAACAUAGGUAUUUUCCUAGUUUUGAGAAAUCCUGUUUUCUUUUAAAAUAAUAUAAUUUGUAAUUGAUUUUUAAAAAUGUGAUUUAUAUAUUUAAUAUAGAUAACCAGAACCUUUUUAAUGAAGAGUGCUUUGUACUUUGGAGAAUACAGUCAUUUUACUGUGGGGAAAUGUGAUAUUCUCAGUAGUAAAUGCAAUAAAAUUUUUAGCAAAUUCCUGUAA
Molecule: messenger RNA, 7406 nt
Organism: Grammomys surdaster
Lineage: Eukaryota; Metazoa; Chordata; Mammalia; Rodentia; Muridae
Gene: Slc16a10
Product: solute carrier family 16 member 10
Exons: 6
Coding region: 184-1722 (512 amino acids)
Biological process (GO): transmembrane transport
Molecular function (GO): monocarboxylic acid transmembrane transporter activity
Source: RefSeq, a predicted model, not a curated record